GCAGCCAGCUAGUAAGUAGCAGAGCUGAGAGCCGAACUCGGUAACUUAUUGUAGAGCCCCGGAUCUUGCCUACAAUGGGGUCUGUUUCUCUGACGAAGCAAACUUCCUCGGAACCCACAGGCCUGCAGAGCUGGGUGAGACAGAUGCUGUUUAAUGGGAGCCACGUGGAGUUCUCCUCCUGCACCUGGACCUAGUAGAAAUCAGACUGGGUAAUAAAUGGGCGGGACAUGGAACUCCCCUCAGCCUCAUAGUCUCGGGGGGAGGAGGGAGCAGGAGCACCUGGAGGCUCCUGCCUUGAAACAGGCCAUGGCAUGGUGGUGGCCACUCCUGCUAGAGCUGUGGACAGUCAUGCCCACCUGGGCUGGGGACGAGCUGCUCAACAUCUGCAUGAAUGCCAAACACCACAAGAGAGUGCCCAGCCCAGAAGACAAGCUCUAUGAGGAGUGCAUCCCCUGGAAGGACAAUGCCUGCUGCACCCUCACGACAAGCUGGGAAGCCCAUCUGGACGUAUCCCCACUCUACAACUUCAGCCUGUUUCACUGUGGACUGCUGAUGCCUGGCUGUCGGAAGCACUUCAUCCAGGCUAUCUGCUUCUAUGAGUGCUCCCCAAACCUGGGGCCCUGGAUCCAGCCAGUGGGAAGCCUGGGGUGGGAGGUGGCCCCGAGUGGGCAGGGAGAGCGAGUUGUGAAUGUGCCGCUGUGCCAGGAGGACUGUGAGGAGUGGUGGGAAGACUGUCGCAUGUCUUACACAUGCAAAUCCAACUGGCGUGGUGGCUGGGACUGGAGUCAGGGGAAGAACCGCUGCCCCAAAGGGGCCCAGUGCCUCCCUUUCUCCCAUUACUUCCCCACCCCAGCUGACCUGUGUGAGAAGACUUGGAGCAAUUCCUUCAAAGCCAGCCCUGAGCGACGGAACAGUGGGCGGUGUCUCCAGAAGUGGUUUGAGCCUGCUCAGGGCAACCCCAAUGUGGCCGUGGCCCGCCUCUUCGCCAGCUCUGCCCCAUCCUGGGAACUGUCCUACACCGUCAUGGUCUGCUCCCUGUUCCUGCCGUUCCUUUCCUGAGAGCCCUUCUUCUCCCACUCACAUUCCUGCAUGUCCACCAACUGUGGGUCAGGCCAGGCCAUGGCCUACCUCCUUCCUCAGGCCCUCCCCUAAAAGCAGUGGCAUGAGCUAGGGACUGCAGUCCCACCCAGUCCCUAGCCCAUGCCACUGCUUUUAGGGGAGGGCCUGAGGAAGGAAGUGCCCCUGAGGCUUCAGCGGCUGGUGCCUGAGACCUGCACAUUUGGUCCGAGGCCCCCUCCACUGCUCUGCUCUACCUUAGCUGGCCUAGGAGGCAGCUGGGGGCUGGGAGUGCCAAGGUGACUGGCCACCUCCUGCCUUGAGGGAUGGGAGCUUUCAAGGGGCUCAAGGACUUUCCCAUCCAGUGCACGCCUACCCCUUUCUGUGACAGAGCUGAUGGUGGCAGACCUGGCCUCCCAUCCUCCGAUGGUGUCUCCAAUAAAUCGGCACUCAACCUCU
Molecule: messenger RNA, 1515 nt
Organism: Gorilla gorilla gorilla (western lowland gorilla)
Lineage: Eukaryota; Metazoa; Chordata; Mammalia; Primates; Hominidae
Gene: IZUMO1R
Product: IZUMO1 receptor, JUNO
Exons: 5
Coding region: 217-1059 (280 amino acids)
Biological process (GO): sperm-egg recognition; cell adhesion; fusion of sperm to egg plasma membrane involved in single fertilization
Cellular component (GO): external side of plasma membrane
Molecular function (GO): signaling receptor activity
Source: RefSeq, a predicted model, not a curated record